GAUGGACUAAAACAAGGGAAGCUUCCAGAAGGUCAUCGAGAGGGCGAGGGAGAAGAGGAGCAUCAUUGACUCGGAGUGGAUGCAGAACAUGCUGGGCCAGGUGCUGGACGCCCUGGGCUACCUGCACCGGCUGGACAUCAUCCACAGGAACCUCAAGCCCUCCAACAUCGCCCUGGUGGGCACCAACCACUGCAAACUGCAGGACCUGAGCUGUGACGCGCUGAUGACCCACAAGGCCAAGUGGAACAUCCGGGCGGAGGAAGACCCCUGUCAGAAGUCCUGGAUGGCCCCCGAGGCCCUGCGCUUCUCCUUCAGCCAGAAGGCCGACAUCUGGUCCCUGGGCUGCAUCAUCCUGGACAUGGUCAGCUGCUCCUUCACCGGGGCCACGGAGGCCAUGCUGCUGCGCAAGUCCGUCCGGAGCCUCCCCAGCGCCCUGGGGGCCGCGCUGCGGACCAUGGAGGAGAGGCGGGUGCCGCACGCCCGGAUCUUCAGCGCCCUCCUGCCCCGGAUGCUGCAGGUGGAGCCUGCGGAGCGGAUCACCGUCCAGGAGGUGGCCCAGCUCACCCUGCUGAGCAGCGACUUCAGGCCCACCAGCGUGUCCCUGCUGAUGCACCAGCGGGACGUGCCCGCCUUCAUCUCCGCCAUCCUCUCCGAAGGCUGUGUGGCCCGCAUUCUAGAGAUCAUGCAGAACUUCCCCAGCCGGCCGGAGGUCCAGAUCAGGGUCCUGGACAGGCUGCUGAGAAUGUCCGACGACCAGCUAGGUCUGCCGUGGCCCAUGAAGGUGGUGGCCGUGCUGGUCACCAUCAUGAAGAACCACGAGAGGCUCCUGGACAUCCAGCUGUGCGCCUGCGCCCUGCUGCUGCGCACCCUGGGCCAAGCCCUGGCGCAGGACCCGGCCGCCACCGUGCGGAAGGGCGGCUCCAUCACCUCCGUCCUGCUGAGCGCCGUGCGGAGCCACCCCGAGGCCCAGCAGCUCCUGGUCAUGGCCUACAGCCUCCUCACCAUCGUCUGCAGCCAGGGGUGCGACUCGGAGGAGCUGCAGAAGGAGGGGCUGUUCACGCACAUCCUGGAGCACCUGGACUCCUGCUCCGGCAACAGGGAAGUCUGCAUGGCCGGCCUGAGCCUGCUCUGGGUGCUGCUGGUGGACGCGGACAUCACGGACAAGGUGCCCCUGGAGAAGGCCCCGGGCCUCAUCGCGGGGCUGCUGGCUGCCUACCCGCAGGACACGGAGAUGGCGGAGUCCGGCUGCGCGGUCCUCUGGCUGCUGUCCUUGCUGGGCUGCAUAGAGGAGCACCUGCUGGAGGAGGUGGUGGUGCUCUUCCUGCGAAGCCUCCGGCUGUGCCAGGACCGCGUCUUGCUGGUGAACAACGCCUGCCGGGGGCUGGCCAGCCUCGCCAAGGUGUCGGAGCUGGCGGCGCUGCGGGUGGUGGUGCCCGAGGAGAAGGGCAGCGGCCUCAGCCUCAUCAAGGACACAUAUGAGCUGUACAAGGACCACCCGGAGGUGGCAGAGAACGUGUGCCUGCUGCUGGUCCACCUGGCCUCCUACCCGGACACGCUGUGUGAGCUGGUGUCCAGCGGCAUCCAGUCCCUGGUCCACGAGAUCAAGGAUCGCUUCACCUCCAGCCUGGUGAGUGCGGGCAGCGCUCGGGGAACCAGGUUUCCACCCUCCCCCUCUGCCACCACCAGGCCAGGAGCCCCAUGGGGCUUCUGCGGGCGGCAGCACCUCCUGCCUGUUCGGCAGCCAUCAGCUUUCAAAGGCAAGGACUCAGACACUGCUGUGGAGCUGAGACGGGCCCUCCCCUCCUCCCCCCUCCCAGGAGCUGGUCUCUUACGCGGAGAGGGUGCUGCAGAGCCUGGAGGCGGCCAGGCUGCCCUGCUCUGCCCAGGAGCCUCCCACUGCGGCCCCAGAAGACCAGCACCUCCGGGUCCCGGUGCCCGUGCCGUCCGGCCUGCAGCGCGGGGCACCCGCUGACCGGCCUUUUCCUUAGGGGGGAGGCAGUGCGGGAUGCGGCCCGGUACAGCCCUCAGCCCCGCUGGGCCAGCGGCCGUGUCGGAUACCGCCCUUCCGGAACAUUCUGAGCGAAGACUCAGGCUCCCCAGCCCCACCUCAAGUAAAGCACACUC
Molecule: messenger RNA, 2124 nt
Organism: Pipistrellus kuhlii (Kuhl's pipistrelle)
Lineage: Eukaryota; Metazoa; Chordata; Mammalia; Chiroptera; Vespertilionidae
Gene: STKLD1
Product: serine/threonine kinase like domain containing 1
Exons: 14
Coding region: 80-1972 (630 amino acids)
Biological process (GO): protein phosphorylation
Molecular function (GO): protein serine/threonine kinase activity; ATP binding
Source: RefSeq, a predicted model, not a curated record